Molecule: messenger RNA, 2085 nt
Organism: Malassezia vespertilionis
Lineage: Eukaryota; Fungi; Basidiomycota; Malasseziomycetes; Malasseziales; Malasseziaceae
Gene: IRC5
Product: Putative ATPase
Exons: 5
Coding region: 1-2085 (694 amino acids)
Cellular component (GO): nucleus
Molecular function (GO): ATP-dependent chromatin remodeler activity; ATP binding; DNA binding
Source: RefSeq, a predicted model, not a curated record
AUGGCCAUGCCAGAAAAAGAAGCUGUGCGAAUGCAGCAGCUCGAGUUCCUGCUCCAGCGCUCGGGCAUCUACUCGCGCGUGAUGGGCGACAAGCUAGAGCGUGGUGCUGCGGGACCUGCGGCGAAGCGGCGUCGCACCGAGACCGGCGUCGGCGGCCUUGCGUCCAUCUCUCGGCGGGAGCAGCCAUCCUUGCUCUCCGGCACAAGACUGAAAGCGUACCAGAUGGACGGGCUUAUUUGGCUCUCGAGCUUGUUUGAAAAUGGCCUGAAUGGGAUUUUGGCCGACGAGAUGGGGCUUGGCAAAACUGUGCAGACGAUUGCAUUCCUGACACACUUGUAUGAGCAAGGAAUUCAUGGCCCGUUUCUCAUUACAGCGCCGCUUUCGACCAUGUCGAACUGGGCGGACGAAUUUGCCAGAUUCGCGCCCGCCAUUCCCACACUCUUAUACCACGGCACAAAAGAGGAGCGACGUUUGCUACAAAAAAGCAUUACAGCCAACGCGUCUGUUGUAAUUACUAGCUUUGACAUAAUUUUGCGUGACCGCGCGUUCCUUGGCAAGCCAGAGUGGAAGUUUUUGGUGAUCGAUGAGGGCCACCGCCUAAAGAACCUCAACAGCCGCCUACUUCGUGAGCUCAAGCAAUUCAAGACGAGUAAUCGGUUGAUCCUGACGGGUACGCCGCUGCACAAUAAUCUUGCAGAGCUCUGGGCACUGCUAAACUUUGUGCUUCCUGCCAUUUUUGACGACCUGGCCACGUUUGAAGAAUGGUUCAACGUUGGCGCUGCCGACCAAGGCGAUAAGAAGUCAGUCACCAGUUCUUUUGCUACGUGGACAACUGAGACAGCAACUCGUGUUGUGAAGCAGCUGCACGAUAUCCUAAAACCAUUCUUGCUCCGGAGAGUCAAGGCCGAAGUCGAGCAAGGUAUACCGCCUAAGAAAGAGUACCUGUUAUACACGCCAUUAUCAGCGACACAGGCGGCCAUGUACAACCAUACAGCGCGUGGAACUAUACGUGCUUGGCUUGUUGAACACAUGUCUGGCCUCACGCAUUCUCAGAUCGCAGCACUGCGCAAAGCGUCGUCGAAAAAAGCGCCCCGCGAAGCCAAAGCGUGGCAGGCGCUGCAAGAUGCUGAACGGCGCGUGCGAGCAAUGCGCCAUGAAAAUAUACCCAUGCAUCUGCGCAAAAUUUGCUGUCACCCCUACCUGAUGGACUGGCCCACAGCCGGCGAUUCGGAUACGCUACGCGUGGACAAGCACAUUUGCCUACUGAGCGGGAAAAUGUGCAUGCUUGAGCGUAUUCUCAAGGCACUAUUUGCGCACGGGCACCGUGUGCUUGUUUUCUCGCAGUUCACUACGAUGCUCGAUAUCUUGGAGCUUUGGGCUACCGAUCUGCAUCACUGGACUCCGUACCGGAUCGAUGGCAGUACUCCGCAAGCGCAGCGCGCAUCCCAGGUAAAGGAAUUUAAUGAGCAUCCAGAAAAAGGGCGUUUGUUUCUUUUGAGUACGCGUGCAAGUGGACUAGGCAUCAACUUGGUCGGCGCGGAUACGGUUGUGUUCUACGAUAGCGAUUGGAACCCACAGGUGGAUUUGCAAGCACAGGACCGGGUGCAUCGCAUUGGUCAAACCAAGCCAGUGCUUGUUUUUCGCCUUGUUGCUGCAGGCACGAUUGAACAAAAGAUGCUCCGCAAAGCAGAUGCGAAACGCAUUCUCGAAGCGGUGGUGAUACAACAAGGCAAAUUCCGCAAUCCCAUUACACACGCCGCGUUGGAAGCUGGGGAAGAAAAGCAAGAUCCUGAUGCACUACUACGGGAACUGGAGAAAACUACCGUAUGCGGAUACUCAUCGAACGACGAUGCAGCGCUGAUCUCGGAUACCGACUUGGACCGCCUCUUGGACCGCAGCGCCGAGGCAUACGCACGCCAUACUGGUUGGCAGUCUACGGACGGUGUAGCGCAAGGAUCCGGAACGCUCACGAACUCCAACACUGCUUUGUUCGAGGUGACAGAAACCAGUGCAGAGCACGCGAAUCCUGCGCUAGCGCGUCUCUUUUCGAGCGACGUGGAUGCUUCCAUUGCGGCGUCCACAUGA